Messenger RNA from Onychomys torridus (southern grasshopper mouse), 1484 nucleotides. RefSeq names its product ankyrin repeat and SOCS box containing 5 (gene Asb5). The record is from RefSeq and is a predicted model, not a curated record. The coding region runs from base 1 to 990 and encodes 329 amino acids. NCBI's taxonomy places the organism in Eukaryota, Metazoa, Chordata, Mammalia, Rodentia, Cricetidae. Gene Ontology annotation, biological process: intracellular signal transduction; protein ubiquitination; positive regulation of protein catabolic process. The transcript is spliced from 7 exons. Gene Ontology annotation, molecular function: protein binding.
AUGUCGGUGUUAGAAGAAAGCCGGCCGUUUGCUCAACAGCUCUCGAAUGUCUAUUUUACGAUACUCUCCCUUUUCUGUUUUAAACUUUUUGUGAAAAUCAGCCUUGCCAUCCUUAGUCAUUUCUACAUCGUGAAAGGUAACCGAAAGGAGGCCGCGAGGAUAGCAGCUGAAUUUUAUGGAGUAACCCAAGGACAAGGCUCGUGGGCAGAUCGAUCACCACUGCAUGAAGCCGCAAGUCAAGGUCGCCUUCUUGCUCUGAGGACAUUAUUAUCACAAGGUUAUAAUGUAAAUGCAGUAACCAUAGAUCAUGUCACCCCACUCCAUGAGGCCUGCCUGGGUGAUCACGUGGCAUGUGCAAGGACUCUUCUGGAAGCUGGAGCUAAUGCAAAUGCGAUCACAAUAGAUGGUGUGACUCCCUUAUUCAACGCAUGCUCACAAGGCAGCACAAGCUGCACGGAACUUCUUUUGGAAUAUGGCGCCAAAGCCCAGCUGGAGUCCUGUUUCCCAUCUCCAACACAUGAGGCUGCGAGUAAAGGUCACCAUGAAUGUCUGGACAUCUUGAUAUCCUGGGGCGUAGAUGUUGACCAAGAUAUUCCUCACUUGGGAACUCCUCUUUAUGUAGCUUGUAUGUCCCAACAGUUUCAUUGCAUCUGGAAGCUUCUUUACGCUGGUGCUGAUGUACACAAAGGCAAGUAUUGGGACACUCCAUUACAUGCUGCUGCUCAGCAACCCAGUACUGAAAUUGUGAACUUAUUGCUAGAAUUUGGAGCAGACAUCAAUGCCAAGAACACAGAACUUUUACGGCCCAUUGAUAUGGCUAUAUCCAACAGUGCUGUAGAAAGAGUACUUCUUCAACAUGAAGCGACCCCAAGUUCUCUUUGUCAACUCUGCCGACUACACAUCCGAAACUACAUAGGAAGACAGCGGUUCCAUCUCAUCCCCCAGCUCCAGUUACCAACAUUGCUGCAGAAUUUCUUACAGUAUCGAUAACACAGUAAAGAGUUUUGCAUUCUUUGAAAAUCAAACAUUUCUAUUUCAUUUUCUUUUUAAAGUAUAGAAUGAUAUGGGUGAAGAUGAAUACAGUUCACCUGGGGAAGCAGUAAAAUGUUAACCGACUUCCAUUUGAAGAAUACUCACUAGUACUCUAUGAAUUUUUAUGGUCUUUUGGAUUAUAAUAUGUUUAAAAUAGCUAUACUAUCUUAGCAAUCUCAGUGUACCGUCUUGAUUUAGGGGAAAGUGAGAAUUUAUCCAUUUUAUGUUUUUUAUUGUAGAGCAGAAGAGAAAAUUGCAUACUUUUACUAAAUUUUUAAUUCAACUGUAAAUUUCAUACUAUGUUACAUUUUGAAGGAUCUGUAUUCUUCAGAUAAUGGAUUAACUAUAAUUUUAGCUACUGCCAUUGGUUAUCUCUGUGUUUUUAAUAUUGACAAAAAAAUUUUUAGAGCAGCAAAUAUGCUUUUUGAAAUAAAGAUGAAUUAUACACUUGC